UCCAGCUUGGGAAAGAGGCAACGGGUCGGCUUCUGAGAGGCUUUUGUUCCGUGGUGGGACAGGAAAGGGCAGGAAACCCCAGGGUGUGAAGAACCGAGCCAGGGGCUGCGGGGUGCAAGCAGACCCUGGGACCAUGGCCAAGCUGGUGGAAUGCGUCCCCAACUUCUCAGAGGGGAAUAACAAAGAGGUGAUCGAUGCGGUGGCACAGGCCAUCUCCCAGACGCCGGGAUGUGUGCUGCUGGACGUGGAUGCCGGCGCCUCCACCAACCGCACUGUCUACACCUUUGUGGGGUCCCCUGAGGCUGUGGUGGAAGGGGCACUGAGCGCGGCCCGUGUGGCUGGACAGCUCAUUGACAUGAGCCGACACUCGGGUGAGCACCCUCGGAUGGGGGCCCUGGACGUCUGCCCCUUUGUGCCAGUGAGGAACGUCAGCAUGGAGGAGUGUGUCACCUGCGCUCAAAUCUUCGGGCAGCGCUUGGCAGCAGAGCUGGGGGUGCCUGUUUACCUGUACGGAGCGGCGGCACGGGACGAGAGCAGGAAAGCCCUGCCCUCCAUCCGUGCUGGGGAGUACGAGGCGCUCCCCGAGAAGCUUGCAAAACCAGAGUGGGCUCCUGAUUUUGGACCCUCAACCUUUGUCCCCCGGUGGGGGGCCACAGUGACGGGCGCCCGGACCUUCCUCAUCGCGUACAACAUCAACCUGCUGUGCACCAAGGAGCUGGCUCACCGCAUCGCCCUCAACAUCCGUGAGCAGGGCCGCGGCCCCGACCAGCCUGGGCGCUUGAAGAAGGUGCAGGGCAUCGGCUGGUAUUUGGAGGAGGAGAACAUGGCCCAGGUUUCGACAAACCUGCUGGACUUUGAGACCACGCCGCUCCACGCCGUCUAUGAGGAGAUCUGCCGAGAUGCACAGGAAUUGAAUCUCCCUGUUGUGGGGUCUCAGCUGGUGGGGCUCAUUCCCAAGAAAGCCAUGCUGGACGCAGCUGAGUUUUACAUCAAGAAGGAAAAACUCUUUAUCCUGGAGGAGGAACAGAAGAUCAGGCUGGUGGUCAAUCGGCUGGGCCUGGACUCCCUGUCUCCGUUUCACCCCCGGGACCGCAUCAUCGAGUACCUGGUGGAAGCAGGGGAGGUGGAUGGGGGGCUGGUGGCCAAGCCACUGGGUGCCUUCGUGCGAGCAGUCGGAGCGAGGUCGGCAGCGCCGGGAGGAGGCUCCGUGUCUGCAGCUGCAGGAGCCCUGGGAGCAGCACUGGGCAGCAUGGUGGGGCUGAUGAGCUACGGGAAGCGGCAGUUUGAGGACCUGGACCCCAUCAUGAGGAAGCUGAUCCCCCCUUUCCACCAGGCCAUGGAGGAGCUGGUGGCAAUGGUGGAUGCCGACUCCCGCGCCUUCAGUAGCUACAUGGAAGCCAUGAAGCUGCCCAAGAACACCCCUGAAGAGCGGGAGAGGCGCACGGCUGCCAUGCAGCAGGGGCUGAAAACGGCCGUGGGGGUGCCCUACGGCCUGGCAGAGAAGGUGAGCGGGCUGUGGCCUGCUCUGAAGGAGCUGGCACGACACUGCAACCUGGCCUGCAAAUCUGAUAUCCAGGUGGGAGCCAAAAUGCUGGAAGCGGCUGUGUUCGGAGCUUACUUCAAUGUCAUGAUCAACCUCAAGGACAUCACGGACGAGAAGUUCAAGCUUGUGAUGUCACAGAAGGUCUCCGGGCUGCUGGAAGAGGCGAAGCAAGGCUCGGCGGUCGUGCUGGCACUGCUGGACAAGCGGGUGGCCUGAGAAGGGCUCGGGAGUGCUCUGGGGGUGCUGCAGUGGCAAAUAAAGCUGGGAAAUACUCUUG
This is a messenger RNA of Corvus hawaiiensis (hawaiian crow), 1820 nucleotides long. RefSeq names its product formimidoyltransferase cyclodeaminase (gene FTCD). The transcript has 14 exons. The coding region runs from base 134 to 1759 and encodes 541 amino acids. NCBI's taxonomy places the organism in Eukaryota, Metazoa, Chordata, Aves, Passeriformes, Corvidae. Gene Ontology annotation, molecular function: transferase activity; folic acid binding. The record is from RefSeq and is a predicted model, not a curated record.